Messenger RNA from Hyaloscypha bicolor E, 3477 nucleotides. RefSeq lists its product as uncharacterized. NCBI's taxonomy places the organism in Eukaryota, Fungi, Ascomycota, Leotiomycetes, Helotiales, Hyaloscyphaceae. The transcript is spliced from 2 exons. The record is from RefSeq and is a predicted model, not a curated record. The coding region runs from base 301 to 3360 and encodes 1019 amino acids.
ACCGCACUGCAUAGAGAGUCGCUAAAUUGGCCCAUACAGAAGUCUCGUCUUAGGCUGCAGCUCACUGGAAUUGGAUGGUGCUGCGCUGCCACAACAUAGCCGCCACAUGUUCCACCUCUUCCUCACUGCUCUAUCAUCAACUUUCAGACUUCCAUCCUCGUUCUCCACGACAUCUCAGAACCAUGAUCUGCUAAUGCUCGAGGACUUGAGACUCUGGAAUAGCCCCAUCUACCUGGAAUAUGCCUCACAAGAUCAUCCCCCUUCUUCCUGUCACUAUCUAGCUGCAGCCUUGCGUACAAAAUGGUGCUUGAUCCAUUUACGGCUAUUGGCCUUGCUGGCAACAUUGUCCAGUUCGUCGAUUACAGUUCGAAAUUGAUCUCCUCAACCUAUGAAAUAUACAAAUCCAGCACUGGCAGUUCCGAAAACCAUGUCUACCUGGAGGCAAUUGCCACAAGGCUGUUGGAACUCAAUCGCACACUCGAGCAGCCGAAACUGACUGGGACAAAGUCCUACGACAAAGCCCUUCUUGAGCUGAGGGCAGAAUGCAGUCAGGAUGCAGAGGACCUAUUGAGAUUGAUAGAGGCUCUCAGAGCAAAGAAGGACAGCAAAUGGAGUAGUUUUCGGAAAGCUCUGAGAAGUGCGUGGGAAAAGGAAGAAAUUAGUCGACUCGAAGGACGUUUAGUGGCACAUCGAAACGAGAUAGCCACCCAACUUACGGCAAUGUUGACGGACCAAAAUUCAACAAUCGUGUCCACUUUGAAUGCGAUGGUUGACGAAAAUAAAAGAAGCAGUAUCCAACGGACAGAGGAAUUACUUCAGUUGAGAGCCAGAAUCGACCAGAUUGGCAAAUCAAAAGGCGAAGUCGUUAAGUCGAACUUCGACAAAUUGCAGGAGAAUCUUGCCGACUUAGUUCGAACCGGACAGGAGAUUUUGACGGAACAAAACAUUCUGAAAAGUCUGAGAUUCAGAGAAAUCAGAGUACGAUUUGACCAGAUCCCUGAGGCUUAUAAUGCAACCCUUGAAUGGAUGCUACGACCUUCUAGACCGAGAGCUGAAAGUUCUGGACCCGAAAAUCACAUAAAAUUCUUGGAAUGGCUAGAGGUUUCUAGUCAUAAUCAGCCACCAUAUUGGGUUGGCGGAAAGCCUGGCUCUGGCAAAUCAACACUUAUGAAGUUCAUUUAUGAGCAUGCUAAGAUAAAGGCAGCGCUUCAGGAAUGGGCUGGAUCUGACUUAUUGGUUACGGCAAGCUUCUUCUUUUGGUUUUAUGGAACCAAAAUGCAAAAGUCUCAGGAGGGGUUCUUACAGACACUGCUUUAUGAGAUCUUGAGAAAGUGUCCUAAUCUUAUUCAAACAUGCGUACCUCAUCGAUGGACAAAUUUACCUCAAGAUCCUUGGACUCGCUCUGAGCUACUAGAGGUUUUCGGUAUAAUGAAGCAAGGAUUGACAACCUCGACGAAAUUCUGCUUCUUUAUCGACGGCUUGGAUGAAUUCGAUGGCGAGCCGCGGGACCUUUUGCCAAUUAUUAGAGACCUUUCCAAUUCUCCCAACGUUAAAAUUUGUGUCUCUAGUCGGCCUUGGCAGAUUUUCAAGGACGAGUUUGACAAGCACCCGGACCAAAGGUUAUAUCUCCAAGAUUUGACAAGAAAGGAUAUCCAGGCCUACGUCCGUAGUAAUUUCGAGAAUGAUAUCAACUUCCAACAGGCUAGAGAAGAAGAUUCCGAAUACAAAGAACUCGUUAACGAAAUCGUGGAGAGGGCACAAGGAGUUUGGCUCUGGGUUGCACUUGUCACGAAAUCACUACUCAAUGGCUUCACGUAUGGAGAUAAUCUGAAAGAUCUGCAGAGGAGGCUUCACUAUCUACCAGUUGAUUUGGAAGAGUUUUUUCAACACAUGCUGGACUCUGUGGAGCCAGUGUACCAAACACAGAUGGCGCAGACAUUUCUGGUUGCCCUUACCGCAAGAGGAAUUUUACCACUUGUUGUUUAUUCUUUCCUCGAUGACAUCAGAGAGGAUCCCAACUUUGCUCUCAAUCUGAGCCGAGAGACCAGUUAUAAGCACGACGAUAUGUUCAAGUCCGAUUCUAUCGGCAAAAUAAGAAAGCAAGAGAUACGAAUGCAAAAGCGACUAGAUGCCCGGACCAAAGGACUUCUCGAAGUCUCACCCGCACUUGGGCAAACCGUACCCCGGCCGUUCACCCAAAUCUACAGGACGGUAGACUUUCUGCAUCGGACUGUUGGCGAGUUCUUGAAUAAAAAGGAUAUCAAAGCAAAAUUCAUUGAAUUAGCUGGACCUAACUUCGACUCAAAGAUCUCCCUCGGCCAUGGCUUACUCGCCGGCAUCAAGUCCAUACCCACGGAUCCAGCUUCGAUUAUGUUUGAGAUUUCGAUCCACGAACUCCUAAUCUAUGCCUACAUGUCCGAGAUAGAAACUAUGGUCGCACAGACAGAGGUGGUCGAUGAACUUGAGAGAUUCCUCUGUUUGGCUUAUCCCUCAAAAACCGGCAUCAAGUUGACCCAAAAGCGCCAAUCGUUGAAGCUGGACAGAGCGAUUCUGACCAAUUCAAAGUCGCACUCGAUCUUCGAAUUAUGUGUACAGCAUGGCUUAUCCAUCUACGUGAACCACAGGCUAGAGCAGGACCCUUCCCUAGUCUCAUCCCGGCAGUGGCAUCGACCAUUAUUGUCCCACGCGUUCUUCCCUGCAGAAACACCCGGCAUACCGGCCCCCAGCAUUGACCCCACGACCAUGGUUCGAGUUUUGCUCGAGCACGGAGCAGACCCUAAUGCAGUAGACGGAGAUUCAACUACAUGGCGCAAUUUCGUCCACAACAUGGUCGAUGACUUCUCAAAGUCAAAAUUAAAAUUGAGGGACCUACUGCUUUCUAAAGGCGCUGAUCCCAAUGCGGGCAGCGUCUUAUUCGAAACCCUUACCAUCGUGUCGACGUCUCCUGCCAAGGUUUACCAAAUGUCCAUUUGUGACAAGCUCUUUGACGCCGGAGCAAAUCCUAACUCAAAAUACGACGACACAACGAUCUGGAAACGGUAUUUAAGUUAUAUAAUAUACGUCAAGAGUGAUCUGCAGAAUAGAAACAUCUUGCACAACGAAUUCAAGCAGAUGAAGCGGCUGCUAUUGUCCGGCGCAGACCCUAAUGCCACAGUCAAUGGCAAGACGCUGGAUCUGAUCAUCGAAGAAAUCUUUGGCACUUAUCACACAGCUGAGCUUUUGGAUCUUGUCCGCCAAAUGCGUCUUCGAACGGAUGGUGGAUUACUCAGUCGCAUAUGGAAAACAACUUGGAGAAGACCCACACAACCAACAAGCAGUGAGAAUGAUCGGGCGGCAUCGAUUGACCUGUAUGAUGCUUGAGAUAGAGCACCUGCAUCUUUAAGCAACCUAUAACUAGACGCGUUUCUAACGAGCCCGGUCACCAUAUGUCUGUGGAUUUUAGCGACUUUUUCAGGCCUCGUUAAAACAAAAUCGACA